This is a messenger RNA of Cydia splendana, 960 nucleotides long. RefSeq lists its product as uncharacterized. NCBI's taxonomy places the organism in Eukaryota, Metazoa, Arthropoda, Insecta, Lepidoptera, Tortricidae. The transcript has a single exon. The record is from RefSeq and is a predicted model, not a curated record. Gene Ontology annotation, molecular function: single-stranded RNA binding. Gene Ontology annotation, cellular component: ribonucleoprotein complex. Bases 1 to 960 code for a protein of 319 amino acids. Gene Ontology annotation, biological process: retrotransposition.
AUGGCACUUAAACGCACUCCGCAAAACACUCCGACUGGGAAGGAUCCCUUAACCGAGAACGCAGAUGUACCUGCCUUGUGUGGGGCCGGCGCGGAGCUCCUGCCGCCGCUCACGACGUCAUAUCUGCAGCACACAGGUUCGGACUCAGCGCUAGACAAUAUUAUAACGAGAAACAAACGCAAAUACGUCAGCGAAGAAGCCAGUGCAAUGAGCUCGUUUAUGGCAGACAUGAAGAAAAUGUUUACAGAAUUUUCAGAAAAACAGGACAACAAAUUGACAUCCAUUCAAAAAUCAGUUGACGGCAUUCGGGAGCAAUAUGCUGAAAUAUCCAAGUCAAUCGAUUUCCUGAGUAAUAAAUACGACGACAUGCGUGAGGAGCUCGAUAAAUUGAAAACAGAACGCAAUGAGACACAAAAAUAUAUUGCAUCACUCGAAAACAGGUUAGAGCAACAGGAAAAAAAAUCUCGAUCGAAUGAAAUCGAAAUUCGUAAUGUGCCGAAGUGUACUCCGAGUGAAUCGAAAACGGACCUGCACACCACAGUACAAAAAAUUUGUUCCACAAUCGGCGCGAAUAUCGACGUGGCAGAUAUAAAAGACCUGCACAGAAUAAACACCAAAACUGAAGGCAAUAAACCUAUAAUGGUAGAGUUUACAACAUCCAGUAAAAAAGAAUGUAUUAUGUCUGCCUACAAGAAUUUUAAUAAACAACACCCCACUAAGCAACUUAAUACCAAGCUCGCGAAUAUAAACGAACAGGAGAAUCGCAUUUUCAUCUCGGAGUCCCUCACUUUUAAAUCAAGGAAGCUGUUUCGUCAAGCAAGAGACUUCGCCGCAGAAAACCAUUUCCGCUUCUGCUGGACCGCGCGCGGAGUGGUCUACCUGCGGCGCGAUGAAGGCUCACCCGCGCAUCGAAUAACAGCUGAAACCGACUUCGCUGCAGUCAAAAAUGCUACUAAAUGA